Messenger RNA from Dermacentor andersoni, 384 nucleotides. Lineage: Eukaryota; Metazoa; Arthropoda; Arachnida; Ixodida; Ixodidae. The record is from RefSeq and is a predicted model, not a curated record.
AUGGUUAAGGUGGAACUUCAGGAGGGGAAAGGAAACCAGCAUGCAAAAGAAGAAGCCACCAUUCCACUAUUGGCUGCCUACUUCAAGGAUGAUCCAGGUGAUCUGUUUCAAGGUACAAUCACCACGGAAGUGAUGGACGAGUUUCCAUCUACACCAGUUGUGGUUUCAUUAGUUAAGACACUAAUGUUCAAAGUCUGUAAUGCAGUGCAAUACAGUCGAGGCAUCUUUGAGAAGAAAUGUUUUGUUGUUUGCGAGCAGCAGCUGUUGUUUACGGAGAGCACUGGCUUCAUAGAGGCAGCGUCUCUUGCCUUCUUAUGCUACUAUGUGUUUAACAUGACCUAUGCAAAGGGAGCAGCUACAACACUUGAGUUCAUUCAGAGGUGA